AUGGGGCUUUCAGAACAGCAAAUGUGGGCGAUCUCAGCCACAGAACGUGUCUGCUCGACUGUUUCCCUGAUCGGCACGUUUGUGAUAGUCACCACAUUCAUCUGGUCGACAUCUUUCCGUAAGCCCAUUAAUCGCCUGGUGUUUUAUGCGUCAUGGGGUAAUAUCAUGGCCAAUGUAGCCGCCAUCAUAGCGCAGGAUGGGAUUCAUAUAGGGGUUGAUAGUGCGCUAUGUCAGUUCCAGGGCUUCUUAAUUCAGUGGUUUAUGCCCGCCGACGCCCUGUGGACCUUUGCGAUGGCAUGCAACGUCUACCUAACGUUCUUCCACAAAUAUAACUCCGAGCAACUCCGUCAGCUCGAAUGGAAAUAUGUCCUGUUUUGCUAUGGGAUACCUUUCAUCCCGGCUUUUGCAUACUUCUUCGUCAAAACCCAAGCUCGAGGUCGGAUCUAUGGCUCUGCAAUCCUAUGGUGCUGGAUCGCAAUCCCAUGGGACUUCCUCCGCAUAGCCCUCUUCUACGGACCAGUCUGGUUCGUCAUCUCACUAACAUUCGCCAUCUACCUCCGGGCAGGAUCAGUAAUCUAUCAGAAACGACGCCAGCUUCGAAACCUCGGCGGCAUCGAUCCCUUCGAUACUGACUUGGUACCGUCUAUAUCGCCCUUUGCUACACUGGCUGGUAUUCAGGUUACCAGGGAGAUUGCCUGCUACAUACCUGAGCAGCGGUCUCCAUCGAGUGGUGGUCCACGCGGACUUCCGUCCGCUUCGUUCAAGCCAUACUCUGUUACCAUUCAGGCUGGCAGUUCUGGAGAUGCGCCACUUGGUUUGGAGCAUAGCUCGAGACCUACUACUUGUCCACUUCAGAAAGAUGGUCAUGCUAGGACUGGGCGGGCAGAUUUGGAUUCUGUUUCGCAGCCGAGGUCCAUUGCUACUGAGGCUAGUUCGGCUGCUUGGGCGUAUACCAAGUAUGCCAUGUUGUUCUUUAUUGCCUUGCUCGUGACUUGGGUCCCAUCUACUAUAAACAGAGCCUACUCCCUGGCUCACCCAGACAGUGUCUCCUUCGGUCUCAAUUUUGUCGGUGCUUUUGUCCUCCCACUUCAAGGCUUUUGGAAUAGUCUUAUAUACGUCUCGAUUUCAUGGCCUGCGUUCAAAUUGCUUUGGCAGGAUAUCCGUACCCAAGCAGUCAAUCGAACAAUCACCGAAUUCCUGAUCAUCAACAACCCUCUACGCAUCCUCUCAACCUGCCCAAAGGAGGCAACCUUACACUACAAUUUCCUACUCCUCGGCAUAAUUCAACUUUCACAAUCACCCACUAUGACCGAAUCCGAACCAAACACCCAACAACUACCCGCAGCAUCACCCUCCCCUCCCCCGCCAGCCCCGAUUCCCCAAACACCCGGCCCACGCGCUUCACGUCUACACCAAGUCUUCGACCAAGCCCUGGCGCGCACACUCCGCGCAAACUCUUAUGCGAAUUUCGCAAGUUGCUUCCCUACCCCGGCGCGCCAUGUCCCUGCCAGUUUAGAGAGUGUCUGGCGACAAUUAAACGCGAAGCUGGAGGAGAGCGCGAAGGCUGAGUUUGAGGAGAUUAUUGCUGAGCGGGAGGUCGUGCCACAUCUUAAUGAAUUGGAUCGGUUGGUUGGCGAGGCUAGGGUAAGGAGGGAGCAGGAAGAGGAGAAUGGGCAUUCUGAGAGAACAGUCCCACAUACCCUCGGCGCGGAAGAUCUGUACAAGGCACACCUCACGCCGUAUCUGCAGGAAGCGCAAUCGACCCUGAAUGACAGGCUUGAGGUUACGCAUGUGGAGAACGCGCAGCUGGCACAGACUGUUCAGUCGCAGAGACAGGAAAUCGAACAAUUGUUGGCGCACCUGGGUUCUGUUGUUUCUGAUAUUGAGGGUGCUGCUUCGGCUGCCACGCAGUUCAGCAAGGAACAUCAUCUUCGCCGGGAUGCGGUUCAGAUGGAUGAAGAGGUGAAUGCUCAUGAGGGUCUGUGA
Messenger RNA from Penicillium arizonense, 1986 nucleotides. RefSeq lists its product as uncharacterized. The transcript is spliced from 6 exons. Gene Ontology annotation, molecular function: G protein-coupled receptor activity. The record is from RefSeq and is a predicted model, not a curated record. NCBI's taxonomy places the organism in Eukaryota, Fungi, Ascomycota, Eurotiomycetes, Eurotiales, Aspergillaceae. The coding region runs from base 1 to 1986 and encodes 661 amino acids. Gene Ontology annotation, cellular component: plasma membrane; MIS12/MIND type complex. Gene Ontology annotation, biological process: adenylate cyclase-activating G protein-coupled receptor signaling pathway; cell surface receptor signaling pathway.